Molecule: messenger RNA, 378 nt
Organism: Miscanthus lutarioriparius
Lineage: Eukaryota; Viridiplantae; Streptophyta; Magnoliopsida; Poales; Poaceae
Source: the annotation of a GenBank genome assembly
AUGGCGCGAAGGCAGAACCACCGGUCGGAGCUGCCGGAUGCGGACCUCCGUCUGGCGGCCGCGGAGAAAGAACCGUCGUUUGGGGCUCCGAUGCGGGCAUCCGGCACCGGCACGGAAAGUCAGUCGGCGUCGCGAAGAGGGAAGGAGACGCCGCGGGAAGCGACGGAGAGUGCGCGUGCCACUUUGCUCGCAGAGUUGCUGGCGCGGGCGUUGUUUCCUACAGCAGCCCACACUAUUUUUGAGGAUGCUACUCCUGAACUGGUUAGAGAUUUCUUCUGCGAUGGUGAUUUUCGUCUAAACUGGGAUCCCAUGCUUGCACACUCGAAAACUUUGGAUGAGAUCCCUCAGAAUGGAGCAACAGUACGUUCCACUGGAUAA